Panicum hallii is the source of this 967-nucleotide messenger RNA. RefSeq names its product glutathione S-transferase 4-like. Gene Ontology annotation, molecular function: glutathione transferase activity; glutathione binding. NCBI's taxonomy places the organism in Eukaryota, Viridiplantae, Streptophyta, Magnoliopsida, Poales, Poaceae. The coding region runs from base 193 to 858 and encodes 221 amino acids. The transcript is spliced from 3 exons. The record is from RefSeq and is a predicted model, not a curated record. Gene Ontology annotation, cellular component: cytoplasm.
CCCCAUGCGCAAGCACCGGGGGGCAGCAGCCAUCUCUCUCUCUCUCUCUCUGCUCUGCUCCUCUCCCUCCUCCUGUAUAAAUAGCUGCUGCUGCUGCAGGGAGGCAGGCAGCAAGCAAGCAAGCAAUUCCGUCAACCCACCCACAUCGUUGGUAGAUCUUGCAGCGUUCAUAAGAAGCUAGCAGAGCAAGCGAUGGCGCCGCCGAAGGUGUACGGAUGGGCGAUCUCGCCGUUCGUGUCGCGCGCGCUGCUGGCCCUCGAGGAGGCCGGCGUCGACUACGAGCUCGUCCCCAUGAGCCGCCCGGCCGGCGACCACCGCCGCCCGGAGCACCUCGCCAGAAACCCUUUCGGUCAGGUGCCCGUUCUUGAGGACGGCGACCUCACGCUCUUCGAGUCCCGGGCGAUCGCGAGGCACAUCUUCCGCAAGCACAAGCCGGAGCUCCUGGGCGCCGGCAGCCUGGAGCGGUCGGCGAUGGUGGACGUGUGGCUGGAGGUGGAGGCGCACCAGCUGCACCCGGCGGCGGGCGCCGUCGUGGUGGAGUGCGUCUUCGCGCCGCUCCUCGGCCGCGCGCGCAACCAGGUGGCCGUCGACGAGAACCUCGAGAAGCUGCGGAAGGUGCUGGAGGUGUACGAGGCGCGGCUGGCGCAGAGCACGUACCUCGCCGGCGACUUCCUCAGCGCCGCCGACCUCAGCCACUUCACCGUGAUGCACUACUUCAUGGCCACCGAGUACGCAGCGAUCGUGGAGGCGCUCCCGCACGUGAGAGCGUGGUGGGAGGAGCUCGCCGCGCGGCCGGCGGCGAGGAAGGUGGCCGGGUUCAUGCCGCUCGGCGCUGGGCCGGCCAAGAAAGACUUGUGAUCGAUCAAGUUGUAGUAGCGUUGUUGUGCUUAAUUUCCCGUCGUCCGGUUUUGUACUUCUAUCCUUGUAAUAAUAAUGAUGCUUUCAGCUUUCAUAAUUCACAGAAAUC